Mixia osmundae IAM 14324 is the source of this 756-nucleotide messenger RNA. RefSeq lists its product as uncharacterized. Bases 1 to 756 code for a protein of 251 amino acids. The record is from RefSeq and is a predicted model, not a curated record. NCBI's taxonomy places the organism in Eukaryota, Fungi, Basidiomycota, Mixiomycetes, Mixiales, Mixiaceae. The transcript is spliced from 2 exons. Gene Ontology annotation, molecular function: hydrolase activity.
AUGUCCACCUCAGACUGCUGCGCCAAGAUUCCUCCCGUCCACUCGGACUACCAGGCCAAGGGACAGAAAGACGUCACCGUCGGCGGUCUCAAAUGCUACGUCGUUGGCCCGGAGUCGGCUUCGACUGUUCUGAUUGGUGUAUAUGACAUCUUCGGCUAUGCGCCUCAGACGUAUCAAGGCGCCGAUAUUCUCUCUGAGACGCUCGGCGCACGUGUUCUAUUGCCUGACCUCUUCAGAGGCGACUACUGGCCUCAUGACAAGUUCCCUCCCUCGGGUGACGACGGCAAGAAGCUCGGCGAAUAUAUCGGCAACGUCUGCGCUCCUCCAAAGACGUCGCAGGAGGUUGUUGCUCUAGCGAAAGAGCUCGCUUCGUCUAGCUCGGUGAAGGGCAUCGGUCUUUAUGGCUACUGCAUUGGAGCCAAGAUCACAGGUCUCGCCAGCGGUGACAGCUCUGUCACAUCGCACAAGGUCAAGGCAGUCGUCAAUGUCCAUCCUGCUGGCAUUGACCCGGAUGACGCCAAGAAGCUCCAAGUACCCAUCCUCUGGGCGCCAACAAAGGACGAGGACAAGAAGGUCUCGGACAAAUUCUAUGCCAACGUUGAGAGCUCGUCUGUCGGCAAGCAGUCAGUCAAGCAUCAGUACGAGGCUUUCCACGGCUUCGCAUCUGCUCGUGCAGACCUGAAGGACCCCACGAAUCUCAAAGAUUACGAGGACUUCUAUUCUCGAGCAGCUGGCUUCUUCAAGGCUCUGCUCUGA